Messenger RNA from Condylura cristata (star-nosed mole), 978 nucleotides. It is a transcript of the gene OTP, whose product is annotated as orthopedia homeobox. NCBI's taxonomy places the organism in Eukaryota, Metazoa, Chordata, Mammalia, Eulipotyphla, Talpidae. Bases 1 to 978 code for a protein of 325 amino acids. The record is from RefSeq and is a predicted model, not a curated record. Gene Ontology annotation, molecular function: DNA binding; DNA-binding transcription factor activity, RNA polymerase II-specific. Gene Ontology annotation, biological process: neuron differentiation; regulation of DNA-templated transcription. The transcript has 3 exons.
AUGCUGUCUCACGCCGACCUCCUGGACGCCAGGCUAGGUAUGAAAGAUGCCGCCGAGCUUCUGGGCCACCGGGAGGCGGUGAAGUGUAGGCUGGGCGUGGGGGGUUCCGACCCCGGGGGCCAUCCUGGGGACCUAGCGCCCAACACCGACCCAGUCGAGGGAACCACUCUGCUGCCUGGGGAGGACAUCACCACUGUGGGUUCUACGCCGGCCUCGCUGGCUGUGAGCGCAAAGGACCCCGACAAGCAGCCGGGACCCCAGGGUGGCCCGAACCCCAGCCAAGCCGGCCAGCAGCAGGGCCAACAGAAACAGAAGCGCCACCGGACGCGGUUCACCCCCGCACAGCUCAACGAGUUGGAGAGGAGCUUUGCCAAGACUCACUACCCCGACAUCUUCAUGCGCGAGGAACUUGCGCUGCGUAUCGGGCUGACCGAGUCCCGAGUGCAGGUCUGGUUCCAGAACCGGCGGGCUAAGUGGAAGAAGCGCAAGAAGACCACCAACGUGUUUCGGGCGCCAGGCACGCUGCUGCCCACGCCAGGCCUGCCUCAGUUUCCGUCGGCCGCCGCCGCCGCCGCCGCCGCCAUGGGCGACAGCCUGUGCUCUUUCCACGCCAACGACACCCGCUGGGCGGCGGCCGCCAUGCCGGGCGUGUCCCAGCUGCCGCUGCCGCCGGCGCUGGGCCGGCAGCAAGCCAUGGCGCAGUCGCUGUCCCAGUGCAGCCUGGCGGCGGGGCCGCCACCCAACUCCAUGGGCCUGUCCAACAGCCUGGCCGGCUCCAACGGCGCGGGGCUGCAGUCGCACCUCUACCAGCCCGCCUUCCCCGGCAUGGUGCCCGCCUCCCUCCCCGGCCCCAGCAACGUCUCGGGCUCGCCCCAGCUCUGCAGCUCCCCGGACAGCAGCGACGUGUGGCGGGGCACGAGCAUCGCCUCCCUCCGCCGCAAGGCGCUAGAGCACACAGUCUCCAUGAGCUUCACUUAA